This is a messenger RNA of Fomitopsis serialis, 1962 nucleotides long. RefSeq lists its product as uncharacterized. The coding region runs from base 267 to 1679 and encodes 470 amino acids. The record is from RefSeq and is a predicted model, not a curated record. The transcript has 4 exons. NCBI's taxonomy places the organism in Eukaryota, Fungi, Basidiomycota, Agaricomycetes, Polyporales, Fomitopsidaceae.
AGACGCCACCCCAGGGACCUCCACUGUCAUCUGACGACCGUGACCGCGAGUCGCUGACGGAGAUCGUGAACGAAUGGAAGAAGAGCGUCGAAGGGUACUGGACUGGUACGGGAGGAGUGGACGGAGGAGCGGGGGCGGUUGCGUCGCGUUGAACUUGGUGUUUGCUAGGUUGCCUGUUACCCUGCCUGGCGGCGGCACUCCCGCUCCUAUAUCACGGCUCAAGAUCUUCCGUACCUGCUCGAUCGACCUCGGAUUAUGCUCUGAAGAUGUCUGACUUUUCUAGUAUCACGCCCUCAACAGGGCCGCCGCGGUCACCUCUGUUUGGCACCGCGACGUUCUCAACACCCUCACCAACUCAAACACCCAUGUCUCCAUCAAAGCUUUCUUCAUCCAUCCGUUCUGCCACACCAAUCGCAUCGUCGUACGACAGCGAUGACGCCUCGUCAGGCCGACAGAUGCGCCGAAUCGUUGUAUCACCCUCUCCGAUAUCAAGAGACUCCGACACCUAUGCGUACGAAGAAGACUCAAUGAGGGACGCGGCAGAAGUGGAGGCCGAACUUGCUCAAAUCAACGACGAUAUCGACGACUUCCUCUCCGAAGUUUCGCGAAACUCCUCCAGAGACGCUUCCACCUAUACAUCCUACACUGGGCCGUCUACAUACACGUCUUACACCGGCCCUUCGACGUAUACUACACGCACGGACAGUGUCUCAAACGCUGGAUCUGGGACGUCUGGCAACUUCCGCGCCGCAGCGGGGCCCAUGCCUACGACUGAACGCGGACCGCGAGUCCUCAGCACAAUCUCGGAGCACACAGAAAAUACACCAUCGAGACCCUCUUCGUAUCCUUCCGCCGGUGAUGCUAACCGGCUCUCAGCCCACAUCGAAGGCAUAGUGUCUCGUUCUCGCUCCGCCACGGAACCGUCUCAAACGACGCAGCCUCCGCGUCCGCUUCCAUCAACUCCCGGCCCCAAGGUAGUGGAGCGUAUUGCAUUCUUCGAGGACCGUACAGCGGCAUCAUCUGGCAGUCCCGGGCCAUUCUUCGGACACGCUAGGACGGGCUCGGCGCCGUCUGCCAUUCGGUCUCCUAGUCCUUACACGACGACACAGAGUCGCUCAAUGCCGACAUUGAGCAGCACAGCUUAUGGGUAUGGUAGUACAACAGGUUAUGGGAGCGCUUCAUACGGCUCUCGGCCUUCGUCGCGCACGGGCUCUGCGGUAUCGUACUCGGGCCCCAACACCACGAUGUCCUCGAUGCUAUCGCCGCCACCUCGCGCGCACAGUGCGCUCUCUUGGGACUCUUUCAAUCCCACGAGCACCGAGGCGACGACGCUCACUACCCGCACGCCCGUCUCCGCUACCACUUACACUGCGUCAGGUAUGGGAACCGGGACAUACACCAAUCCGAAUUCCAAUACGUUCUCCAAUACACUCUCAAGCUUGGACCCGACGACGACUACCCAGACGACGAGUACGCUUACCCCACGCCAGAUGACACCGAACGACCGCACAGCGUUGAGCCAAGUGCGCAACGUGAUUAGUCGGUGGAAAGGAGCGCACACCCUCGAUGUGGAAGUCAGAGCAUUCUACGACGUCGCCAUCGCCUACCCAGAGCGAUGGUCUCUUCAGCAUCCGUGGCAGAAGGGCGAGCGACCCCGUCUCGAUGGCUGGCCUGGAUGAGAGUGGCAGCGGGGAUCUUAGUACUAGCGGGCUGCUUCCGCCACCGUUCGAUAUCAAUGAAAUGGGACAGUACGCUGGAGCCACGGAGACUCAAGAGCCGCUUCGCAUUGGUCUCUUGUGGUACCUCAAUGUGCACGCGCCGCCCUAUAGAUGGCAGCGCUGCCAGGCCCUCCUAUACCCGCACAUGCUACUGCUCUCCUGGAUCGCCGCGGGUGGUGGCCGUGGUAUCGUUACCUUGGAUCUGUUGAACUCUACGGAAGUGCAGUCGGCCAAGUCGCCUACG